Messenger RNA from Oreochromis niloticus (Nile tilapia), 2334 nucleotides. RefSeq names its product adrenergic, alpha-2D-, receptor b (gene adra2db). Lineage: Eukaryota; Metazoa; Chordata; Actinopteri; Cichliformes; Cichlidae. Gene Ontology annotation, biological process: regulation of smooth muscle contraction; platelet activation; regulation of vasoconstriction. Gene Ontology annotation, molecular function: epinephrine binding; alpha2-adrenergic receptor activity. The record is from RefSeq and is a predicted model, not a curated record. The transcript has a single exon. Gene Ontology annotation, cellular component: plasma membrane. Bases 743 to 2014 code for a protein of 423 amino acids.
UCAAGCAGUGUACUUAUAUAGAAUCUGACUGAUAAACAGCCAUGAGAAGGAGGCUUUGCUGUGGUGGGAAACCUCAUUUUAAAGGAUGAAGGAAAAACUCGCAUGUUGUGUCUGCUUUUUUCUACUGGCGUUUUGGUUUGAACACGUAAAGCAGAGAAAUUAAACAUGAAGAAAGAAAAAAAUAUUAAGCACAACAAGCAACAAGCAAACUCACAUGUGGAGAAACACUUUAAAGUUUUAAAGAGAUCUCAAUUCUCUCUCUCUCUCUCUCUCUCUCUCUCUCCCAGUUCAGAAAUGGGCUGGUUCUCUCGGUGAUGUCACCUCGCUCCUGUGUGGACAUUUAUUCCACACAGUGUGCAUCUCCCGUUCGUCUCCAUAGAGAAGCGGUUCACCCUAACGCAAGUAGCAUUACGCAUGACAUGGAUGCCGCAGGAGCGAGUUUAUUCGCGGAGUCUUUGCGGAUUGUGAACUCUGUUUCUCUCGCAGUUUUCUCACACAGUCGACAUCUGAUGUGCGUGUCGGAUCUGCUGGAAGGACGUGUGUUAAACAGUUUGCUGUUUCAGGACAUCACGUCUGCAGCCUCCGUGUCUUAUGUGGGCUGCACUCGAUAGUGACCAGGAGCUUUACGCGCAGCCGAUCCCCAUGCUUUAGCAACACAGCUCAGCGCACCCAGCCGUAGAUGUUUCGAAAAAGAACAGGGUGAAAUAACAAAGAUGAUACAAACGGACAGUUUGCAGACAGAAUGGAUUUAACCCAGCUAAGCCUCUUGGUGGAAAAUGUUUCCAACGAUGAAAACACCACCGACGCACCGUUCACUCUGCCACACACAGAGGCAGCCACCGCACUCAUCAUCCUCGUGGUUACAGUGAUCAUUUCGGUCACAAUUGUUGGUAAUGUGUUGGUGAUUGUAGCGGUUCUUACUAGCCGGGCUCUCCGUGCCCCUCAGAACCUUUUUCUGGUCUCUCUUGCAUCGGCGGACAUCCUGGUGGCCACACUAGUAAUCCCCUUCUCCCUCGUCAACGAGGUAAUGGGCUACUGGUACUUUGGAAGUACUUGGUGCGCCUUCUAUCUAGCUCUGGAUGUGUUGUUCUGCACCUCAUCCAUCGUGCACCUGUGCGCCAUCAGCCUGGACCGAUACUGGUCAGUAACAAAGGCGGUUAGCUACAACCUGAAACGGACACCUAAGCGCAUCAAGUCCAUGAUUGCGGUGGUGUGGAUAAUAUCUGCUAUCAUCUCCUUCCCUCCUCUCCUCAUGACCAAACACGAUGAACGGGAGUGCCUGCUGAAUGAUGAAACCUGGUACAUCCUCUCAUCCUGCCUGGUCUCCUUUUUCGCUCCCGGUCUCAUCAUGAUUCUGGUAUAUUGUAAGAUUUAUAAAGUUGCCAAGCAGCGCUCCUCCACCGUGUUCGUGGCUAAGAAUGGCCUGGAGAGGCAGCCCUCUCAGUCAGAGACCUGUUUUGUCAGGAAGGACCGGUUCGAAAUGGAGAGCCCUAGCAGUCAAAGCUCCGGCAGCCAUCCGCAAAAGCAAGGGGAGCUGGACGACAUCGACCUGGAGGAGAGCUGCUGUGCGUCGGAUACGAAACCCCGACACCAUCGCUUCACCAAGCGAAGGAAAGUCGAGGGAUCGGACAGUUGCCCACCCCAGAGCUGCCGACUGUCCUGGGCUUCAGCCCGGGCGUUACAGCUUUACCCGGAGCAGAAGAACCCAGCUGGGCGACAACAGCUGGCCGCAGCCAACAAGACCAAAGUGGCCCAGAUGCGGGAGAAGCGCUUCACCUUCGUCUUGGCGGUAGUGAUGGGGGUGUUUGUGCUCUGCUGGUUCCCCUUCUUCUUUACUUACAGCCUGCAUGCUAUCUGCAGAGAGAGCUGCUACAUCCCCGCCGCACUUUUCAACCUUUUCUUUUGGAUUGGCUACUGCAACAGUUCUGUAAACCCCAUAAUCUACACCAUUUUCAACAGGGAUUUCAGAAAAGCUUUUAAGAAAAUCAUAUGCAGGACUUCAAAACGCACAUGAAAGGUUGAAAAAUAAUUUGCUGGCUCUCAAAAACAUUGGGAAGAAAUUAUAGUAUUAUAACUUAUUGCUCUUGGCUGACUAUUCUACUACUCCAUCAUUUAAAUGUAAUGUUUAGCAUAUGAAAAAAUAUCCAGUGUUAUGUACACAUUAAAUUGUCUAUAAUUGAAAUAAAUCAUUAUAUAUACUCGACCAUUCCUGCAGCAAGCCCAGAUAUUUCCGGGUAAGGUGAAGUCAUGGUCACUUCUGUUGCUGGACUCUGAGUGUUGGCAGCUGGUCACUGUGGGUGCCUAGAUAAAUAGAAGAUUAAUCUCCAGUGUCUA